Messenger RNA from Esox lucius (northern pike), 4020 nucleotides. It is a transcript of the gene mocs1, whose product is annotated as molybdenum cofactor synthesis 1. Bases 95 to 2551 code for a protein of 818 amino acids. NCBI's taxonomy places the organism in Eukaryota, Metazoa, Chordata, Actinopteri, Esociformes, Esocidae. The transcript has 11 exons. The record is from RefSeq and is a predicted model, not a curated record. Gene Ontology annotation, biological process: Mo-molybdopterin cofactor biosynthetic process. Gene Ontology annotation, molecular function: 4 iron, 4 sulfur cluster binding; cyclic pyranopterin monophosphate synthase activity; metal ion binding.
UAAAGUAACUCUAAACGUUGUGAGCCCAGUCUCUGAUAUCUUUGACUACUUUCACGCUACUAGGGCGAUCAACAGCUUUUCCAAUUCAAAUCAAAUGUAUGCCAUGGCAUUUAAUGUCAGCAAAAGCUGCCGCUAUGUACUGGGUAGACAUUCUAGCGUCAUGGCUACGUCAACGCAGUUUGUGAAAUUAUAUACACCUAGAUCAACCGCCAAGAUGCGUUCGUGCUAUUCCUGUGCUACGCAAGAGAAAAAUAAAUUUGAACUCGAAUCUCACUCAAGUGCAGCUCAUGUCCCGGCUGUAACUUCACAGGAGAUGGCCGUUUCGGGGGACAGGAGGGGAAGGUUGGUUGAGAAUUUCCUACCGUUCUCUAAUUUCCUUACGGACAACUAUGGCCGAAGACACAGCUAUCUGCGCAUGUCCCUCACGGAGAAAUGCAACCUUCGCUGUCAGUAUUGUAUGCCAGAAGAGGGGGUUAAGCUCACCCCUCGUGCUCAGCUCAUGUCUACCUCUGAGAUACUGACAGUGGCUCGACUGUUUGUUCAAGAGGGUGUGGAUAAGAUCCGCCUUACCGGAGGAGAACCGCUUAUCCGACCAGACGUCCUGGACAUUAUCACUGAGCUGAGGAAGUUAAAGGGCCUGAAAACCAUUGCUGUAACCACCAACGGUAUGAACCUGGAAAGAAUGCUGCCUAAACUGAAGGAGGCUGGUCUUGACCUGCUCAACAUUAGCCUGGACUCCCUGGUGCCAGCCAAGUUUGAGUUCAUCGUCCGUCGGAAAGGUAGUAGCUGUGGGUUCGGAAAGAUCCUGCAGUGUGAAAGGCUCCUUUUCCCCCCCCUAGGGUUCCACAAAGUCAUGGAAGGUAUUGACAAAGCCAUCGAGAUGGGCUUCAAUCCUGUCAAGGUCAACUGUGUGAUUAUGCGGGGCUUCAAUGAAGAAGAGAUUUUGGACUUUGUGACCCUGACAGAGAAUAGGCCUCUGGAAGUACGCUUCAUUGAGUACAUGCCAUUCGAUGGAAACAAGUGGAACUUUAAGAAGAUGGUCAGCUACCAAGAGAUGCUGGACUAUAUCAGACAGCAGUGGCCCAGAUUGGAACAGCUUCCCAAUGCAAAGACAGACACAGCCAAGACAUAUAAAGUGCCAGGCUUUCAGGGACAGGUAGGUUUCAUCACCUCCAUGUCAGACCACUUCUGUGGCUCCUGCAACCGGCUACGCAUCACGGCCAACGGCAACCUCAAGGUGUGUCUGUUUGAGAACAUGGAGGUGUCGCUUCGGGAUGUUCUACGCUCCGGAGCAUCUGACCAGGAACUGCUGGAAAUCAUUGGUGCUGCCGUGGGCAGGAAGAAAAAACAACAUGCAGGCAUGUUCAGUAUCUCCCAGAUGAAGAACAGACCCAUGAUUCUCAUCGGCAUCACACCCCAAAGGCCUCUGUCCCUACACAAAUCCAGAGUCAGACAGAAAUCCUCUCCCUCCCAUUCCUGUGUCUUCGAUUCUCCAGUUGAUUCUCCAGUUAAUCCUCCAAUAACUUUGUCCAUUACCUUCCGACAGUACCUCUGUGGUGACAGUAUUGUAGCAGUAUCGUGCCUCUCAGGCUGCACUGUUUCAACAGUGCUGCCUGAAUUCAGCUGCUCUGGAACCCAGCAGUGCGGAAGGACCCGUCAUUGGUCCAAUGUGAAAAGUAGCCUUUACGGGAAUGCUGCUGACUACAAUUUAGUCCCCUUCCGACAAUAUGGGAUUGGAUGCUUACAAACAAACAGUAGUUUUCAAACUAAGGCUUCUGGUACUGAGACACACACAAAAGCACUGAUUCACAAUAACAUACACUGUCUCAGGUAUAAACUUUCCUUGGGUUCAAACCUAAUUAAAAAAAAUGCCCAGAGAAAGACCUCUAGGAAUACUUUAAUUUGCACCUUAUUGAUAAACACUGCAAUUCUGGCCUACCAUGGCUCACAUAGCAUAAGGCAAUGUCACAGUCAAACUCCCAGUGAUGACCCCCGAGCCAAACUUAUUCAACCUACACAGGAAUACAUUGGAGGGGGUAUUUAUUCCUCAGACACCCCUAUGUCAGAAAACCCAAUGACACAGCUGACCCAUACCGAUGCACAAGGCCGGGCCUCCAUGGUAGAUGUUGGCGGCAAAUCCCUGACACGGCGAAGUGCCACAGCUAUGUCUACCAUUUAUCUUGGCCCCACUGCAUUCCACCUGCUUCAGAACAACCAGUUAGCCAAGGGUGACGCAUUAGCUGUAGCGCAGCUCGCAGGCAUCAUGGCUGCCAAGCAGACCAGCACUCUUAUCCCACUCUGCCAUCCGCUGCCCCUAGACCACACCUCUGUCACCUUCAACCUUGAUGCCACCCACUACGCAGCCAUUGCAACGGCGACAGCCUGUACCACAGGCCGCACUGGCGUGGAGAUGGAGGCACUGACAGCCGUCACAGUUGCAGCGUUGGCGCUUUACGACAUGUGCAAGGCAGUGAGUCAUGACAUGACCAUCACUGAUGUCAAACUGGUCAGCAAGACAGGUGGAAAGAGGGACUUCCACUGUGAACCUUGACUGCAUAGUCUUGACAAGAGUUGACAGCCCAGGUUCAGGGGUUAAUAAACACAUUUAUCGAAACUAACUUAAAAAUGCCUCAUGAGCUUAGUUCAACUGUCUUUCCCAAUGAGAGCCCAUUAUAUUUUCUAGUUUUACUAAUGUUUACUUCAAACUAUAAUUUGUAUUAUUAAAUUGUAUGAUCUUUUGAGUGGUUACAUAUCUCCAACCUUAUCCCUCGUCUUUUUACAGGGAUGAGCAGGGAUAAAACAUUAUUGUUUUAAAGACUGGUUAAAAAUUUAACAUGAUGGAUGUUUAUCAGAUCUGUCGUAAUUUAUAACAAUUUAUCAAUUGUUUAAUUGGAUAUCAUUGAAUUUGGAUAAUUUGGGCUGUUUUUGUGCAAAAUAAGUUUUUCAGGUUUAUUAUAAACAUCUGCUAAAUACUUGCUGUACACUACAUAGUAUAGUCGCAAUUAUUACAUAAUUAUUACAUAAUUGCUUGAUCACGAUUAUUUGAGCCAGAUGGCAAUUCUUUUAUAGACAAUUAUCUUUUAACAAACUUUUAUCUUUUAACUGCACCAUAUUUUUAUUCCAAAAUCCUAUGUUUCCAGUCUGAAUAAGGGUAUUUUUGGCCAAUGUUAGAAAUGUCACAACAAAUGCAAGGAAAAUUAUGUCAGUUUCCAUCAGUUAGACAAUGCGCAUUAAAAUGCAUGGAUAGAAAUGUUAUCCAAUUGCAUAUUAAACGUUAACACGUUAAGCUGUGUAAUGAAGGCUGUUUCAAAUAAUUAGGCUGUAAUAUUUGCAGCAGAGUGGACGGUGAAACAUCACAAUACACAGCAAAAUGUCGUCAUUGCUUGGAAGUUGCGUUUUGUGGGCAGCGAUCAUUAACACAGCCGAACACAGCUGCACUGCACUGGGCACAUUUUGGUUUGAGCCAAAUUGAAAGAGGUGAGCCCAAUAAUUUGGAGGAGGCAAAUUGCCGGAUUUGCUCCAGAAAGGUGGUGUUCAAAAGCACAAACACCACAAAUUUUAAGAAUCAUCGCCGGAUACACCAUGUGUAUAUGGCAUAACAUUUACAAUAUAGAUUGGUCUCAGAGACUAAUCUACGUAAAUCUGAGACACCAUUUGCAUGAUAUGUUAAAUUUAGUUGACCGCUAGAGGCAAUAGUGAGCAUAUUAACAAUUGCAAUGAGUGUAGGGGUUGGUGGAUGGGUGCAAUAUGCACCAACUACACUAUGGUAAACAAUUUUAUAAAAUAUUUUAUCCAAUCAAAAUAUUUUAUCAGUCAUUGAUGUUAAAAGUAUAUAUUUAACAUUGAAAACAGAUUAUCUGGAUAUUUUUACAAAUCUAAUAUAUUUAAAUCACACUCACACAGCAUUGGCCACAUUGUAACUCAAAAGAUAUGAAAUUAAUAUUGCCCAUAAAAAACUAUUCUAUACGCCGCAGUGAAUGUAUUGUAGGAAAUGUUUAGAAAACUACAGAGUGAUUAUGU